This is a messenger RNA of Corapipo altera (White-ruffed manakin), 350 nucleotides long. Its product is annotated as WD repeat domain-containing protein 83-like. The annotation marks the transcript as partial. Gene Ontology annotation, molecular function: protein binding. Gene Ontology annotation, cellular component: catalytic step 2 spliceosome. The record is from RefSeq and is a predicted model, not a curated record. NCBI's taxonomy places the organism in Eukaryota, Metazoa, Chordata, Aves, Passeriformes, Pipridae. The transcript has 3 exons. Gene Ontology annotation, biological process: mRNA splicing, via spliceosome.
GUGCCGCCCCCGGCCCGGCCAUGGCGUUCCCGAGGCCGCGGCCCGCCCGGCCCGAGCUGCCCCGGCAGCGGGUGCGGAGCCUGCAGUGCGGGCAGGGAGCGGUGCGGGCCGCCCGCUUCAACGCCGACGGGAACUAUUGCCUGACGUGCGGCAGCGACAAGACCCUGAAGCUCUGGAACCCCCACAAGGGCACAGCCCUCCGCACCUACCAGGGCCACGGCUACGAGGUGCUGGACGCCGCGGGGUCGUUUGACAACAGCCAGAUCUGCUCGGGCAGCGCGGACAAGGCCGUGGCCCUUUGGGACGUGACCACCGGGCAGGUGGUCCGCAAGUACCGGGGGCACGCGGGG